GCGUAUCGAGCGCACGUCGCGCUACCCGGUGAUGAAUCGAACGCGAAAAUGACCGACGAAUUGGAAAAAUCAUCGACGGAAAACGUCACCGUGGUGACGGGAAACUUCCCGACUGUAUCGAGCCUGAAAUCUGAAGACUCCACGGAGCAGCUGAUAUGCAAGACGCCGCAGAAACUGCCGAAGAAGAAGAAAAGUUGUAAAAGUGUCAGUUCCAAGAGUGUCGAGGCCGGUAGUGAUGACGGUGGGCCGAGGCGUGUGGUGGUGUUCCUGGGGUUGUCGCAGGUGGUCUUGGGCGCGCUGCUAGUAGGCGCGGGCGCCUUGGCCGUGGUCAAGGGAGCUUCGCUGUCGCGGGUCGGCGCCGGGCUGUGGUCGGGCUGCGUUGCCGUCGUCGCUGGAGUGGUUGGAGUAUUGGCUGGGAUAAAUGACUGUUAUGGAUUGAAUAAUUCCUCUGGCAGUGGGUUGUUGACGGCGUUCCUGGCGCUGUCGCUGCUGUGCCUCGCGUGUGGAAACAGCGCUGCCGUGCUGGCUGCCACCGGUCUGCAGCGCGACUCGCUGCGGCAACCUGAACCGCUCACCAGUUUUGAGGAUGAAAUGCAAGCAUGGACUCCAGUGCUGGCUAACAUCGCGCUGCUCAUAAUCGCCUCAGUUCACUGCCUGGUCUGCAUCGUCUCCAUCUACCAUCUCUCUAAGAGAAUUUGUCCCUGCUUCCGUCCGAAGCAGGCCUUCGACCACAACCAGUUCGACCCGGCCUUUAAGCCGGUUCAGCCUUGUGUUUUCCACGUGGACGAGAUCAAGAAGGCCCAAGAGGCGGAGAAGAUAAGAGGACAUGAACUCUGUAAGGAGUUGGAGGCGAAGUUGCAAGGAGAGACGCUGAAAAAGAAAAAGGAGGAACCUGAAUUCGGAAGUGCUAACAGUAAAGAAAAACUGGUGACAAAGUGGCUCGGCCGUCACCACACCGUGACGACUGCCGUCCGACCUCUCAGGAGCAAAGGCGUUAGGAAACCAAGGAAACCUCCACCAGGAGCGAUGAUGCUCGUUCCAGCACAUCCAGCGAGCACGCUCGGACGGGUUCCCGUGAGCAUGAUGGUACCUCAGAGGUAUGCGACACUGCCGCUACCGCCAGCGCCCUACGCGCCACCCCUUUACUAUCCCGUGCCAGAUGCGCGAGUACGGCGACGUCGCUCGCCCCGCGCGGUGCGCACCGAGCGCCGCACGCGUCGCGGCCGCCGAGAGGACGCGCAACUAACUCGGUCCCUGGAGCGCAUCCACCGCAAGCGACGCGCUGACAGAGAGCAUCCAUCCCUGGACGACUUGAAGAGAACUUACACGGGACUGGAUAGAGCGUACGCGGAGCAGUUCAUCGCAGUGUGCGACGAGAGCCGGCACGCGGCGGAGCAGCACGACUCGCUUGCGAGCACAGCCACCGACUCCUCGCACUCGCACCACUCGCACUAGCACAUACACACAGACACACAAACGUGACUCACACAAUCUUCUAUCUACGUAUUCGUGCUAUGAACUAGAGCUGCCAGAACGUUUGACAUGACCAGAAAUUUGGUACUAUUGCUUGCUACCAACAAAAGCUUAUUUGUUCCGUUAAUAAAAUUAAAUCCGCUAAAUUAGAGGCUUCGUGUGUGACCUGUAACCGCAAUUACAUAAUAUACGGACUAUGUUAAAAUUAAUAUAAGCAACUUAUAAAAACUUAUUACUCCUGACUAAAUGUAAUAGCAAAAGCAACAAAAUAUUUAUAGUCGAUUUCAAUGGCAGGAGGAGUAAAGAUAAAUAAACAGAUUCGAUCUUGAAUUAGUCGGGAUCUUAAAUAAUAUGGAGUAUUAAUUGUGGAUUUGUGGAAAAAUACGUCUUGAAUGCCGAUGACGUUGUUAUUAGAAUUUUAGAAGUAAAAUUAAAGCGAUUUCAAGUAGUAAAGUUAGAUUAUAAAUAAAGACACUAUUUACAAUGCACAAUACAGCUGUUAUUUACAAAUCGCAUGGUAUGUGUAUUAUGUGUAUAAGGUUUGUUUAUCUCUACUCCUCCGAUUGGAAUAGGCUAUAUGUACCUACUAGCCAUAUUAACUUGACAGUUUGACAGCAGACUGAAGUCGUGGCUUAGAAUUAAAUAACUCCGUAUAGAAAUUUUAAUACAAUAUUAACUAUCUUUUUAUUUAAAAUUGAGGCAAAAAUUAAUUAUUAUAAUUAUUAAAUUAUAAGUUGUAAAUAUUUUCUUAAUAUCGAGCAAAACAAAAGUAUAUUUCUUUUAAUUUUUUUAUUUAUUUUAUAGUUUUAUACGAUAUUUAUAAGUUUUAUUUCUCUUGUAUAUCAACACGAGCUUACAGUGUAGAGAAGUAUAGUAAUGAUAUAAAUAUUUGAUAAGUUAACACAUUAAUUAAGAGUAUGGUACCAAACUAAACGGGAUAGCUUUAUGACUUUAGUUUUAUGACUUACUAACACACUCAAACGUAACUUACUAACUCACGCACAACAAUAACUAGUUUCGUUUUAUUUAUUUUUUUAUAAUACAUUACACAAAUAUUCAAUUUGAUUCCUUCUAAACGUAUACGUACCUAUGGCUUAUUUUAUCUGUAGUAAUUAUAUAUCUUUUGUUCAUGUUAAAAUAAAUA
Vanessa atalanta (red admiral) is the source of this 2617-nucleotide messenger RNA. RefSeq lists its product as uncharacterized. The record is from RefSeq and is a predicted model, not a curated record. The transcript is spliced from 7 exons. Lineage: Eukaryota; Metazoa; Arthropoda; Insecta; Lepidoptera; Nymphalidae. Bases 49 to 1455 code for a protein of 468 amino acids.